AGGCUCUAGUUCCAACCUCCACCUGCGCCGCCCGAUAGCAAAACGCAGCGACCUCGCCCCCCCUGCCCCGCUCCUCCCCUUUUCCCGGUAGCAGAGACGGAGCACCGCAGCCCGCCAGAAAGGAAGACGAAACGCGCCGCGGCGCAACGCACCGCGUGCUAGUGAAAGGGCGCAGCGGAAGGCCGCCGCCGCGCUGCUAUUUAGACAGGAAGCGGGGCGAUCGAAUCGCGUCUCUCAACCAAUCGAUAAAUCUGCCGGUAGGUCGAUCAAGGAGAGCGCGGUCCACGUCUCCGUUCCGUUCCGUUGCGGGGAAGGAAGGAAGGAGAGAGAGGAGCGAUGGCGUCCGGGUACCGCGCGGAGGAGGAGUACGACUACCUGUUCAAGGUGGUGCUGAUCGGGGACAGCGGCGUGGGGAAGUCGAACCUGCUGUCGCGGUUCGCCAGGGACGAGUUCAGCCUCGAGACCAGGUCCACCAUCGGCGUCGAGUUCGCCACCAAGACCGUCCAGGUCGACGACAAGCUCGUCAAGGCACAGAUCUGGGACACCGCCGGGCAGGAGAGGUACCGCGCCAUCACGAGCGCAUACUACCGCGGCGCGGUGGGCGCGCUGGUGGUGUACGACGUGAGCCGCCGCACCACCUUCGACAACGCGGAGCGCUGGCUGCGGGAGCUGCGGGACCACACGGACGCCAACAUCGUGGUCAUGCUGGUGGGCAACAAGGCCGACCUGCGCCACCUCCGCGCCGUCUCGCCCGAGGACGCGGCGGCCUUCGCCGAGCGGCACGGCACCUUCUCCAUGGAGACGUCGGCGCUGGACGCCACCAACGUGGAGCGCGCCUUCGCCGAGGUGCUCCGCCAGAUCUACCACGUCGUCAGCCGGAACGCGCUCGACAUCGGGGACGACCCCGCCGCGCCGCCCAGGGGCAAGACCAUCGACGUCAGCGCCGCCAAGGACGAGGUCUCCCCUGUGAACGCGGGCGGGUGCUGCUCGUCGGCUUAGCCCUGGUCAAACAUACGCUUUGCUGAUUAAGGAAGACAUAACGUGAUGACAAUCUUUGUUGACUUCGUCAAGCGGUUGGGGGUGGUUGGCGCUCGUGAUGUGUUUGCAGACUAGCAAUCGCUGUCCUCGAUUGUAUUUUUCGGGCUAUUUUUUGAUUGAUGCACUUGGGUGACGCACACAUUUACAAGUGGCAGGUUAUGGACCAUAUGGGGAGCGAUUUACACUGAUUUGGAUGAAA
Molecule: messenger RNA, 1237 nt
Organism: Zea mays
Lineage: Eukaryota; Viridiplantae; Streptophyta; Magnoliopsida; Poales; Poaceae
Product: Ras-related protein RABA1f
Exons: 2
Coding region: 337-999 (220 amino acids)
Molecular function (GO): GTPase activity; GTP binding
Source: RefSeq, marked validated